Messenger RNA from Oncorhynchus masou masou (cherry salmon), 1659 nucleotides. RefSeq names its product solute carrier family 1 member 8b (gene slc1a8b). Gene Ontology annotation, biological process: L-glutamate transmembrane transport. Gene Ontology annotation, cellular component: plasma membrane. The record is from RefSeq and is a predicted model, not a curated record. Gene Ontology annotation, molecular function: L-glutamate transmembrane transporter activity; glutamate:sodium symporter activity; neutral L-amino acid transmembrane transporter activity. NCBI's taxonomy places the organism in Eukaryota, Metazoa, Chordata, Actinopteri, Salmoniformes, Salmonidae.
AUGGAGUGCAUAAAACAUAUUAUAAAGAGCAUGGUCUCUGUGACGGUUUGGGCGUACAUCAAGGGCUACUGUAAACGCAAUGGGUUGCUGACGCUCUCGGUCAUCGCCGUGGUUUCUGGCUGUGUGCUUGGAUUCUCCCUCCGCAGCUUCAACCUCUCCACGCAGGCUAAGAUCUACUUCUCGUUCCCUGGAGAACUGCUGAUGAGAAUGUUGAAGAUGCUGAUCCUGCCUCUCAUCACGUCCAGUCUGAUGUCGGGGCUGUCAGCCAUGGACACUAAGGCCAGCGGGCGGCUGGGGGUGCUAACCAUCACUUACUACCUGUGGACCACCUUCAUCGCUGUCAUCGUCGGCAUCAUCCUGGUGCUGGUCAUCCACCCUGGUACGGGCACAGAGAAGGACGGGCACAGAGGAGGGUCAGGGCCCGUUAUGACUUCUGCUGACGCUCUGCUGGACCUCAUCAGGAACAUGAUUCCCUCCAAUCUGAUAGAGGCAACUUUUCAACAGUACUACCGUACAGACCUGGUGCCCAUAGUGGCCUCCAGUUUGGUGGAGUCCCAGGCCAACUACGUCUACGUGAUGCCCGACCACAACAACCCUCAGCUGGGCCACCCUGUCUUCCUGGAGAUCACCCCAGCUCCAGACAUCAAGUACAAGAUCGUCCCUGGCCACAGCUCUGGCAUGAACGUACUGGGGAUUGUCAUCUUCUCUGCUACUAUGGGCCUGCUCCUGGGGAAGAUGGGCGAGAGAGGCGCUCCAUUGGUCAAUGUGUGUCAGUGUGUCAACGAGUGUGUUAUGAAGAUCAUCAAUGCUGCCAUGUGGUAUUUCCCUUUCGGCAUUGUGUUCCUGGUAGCAGGGAAGAUCCUGGACAUGCAUGACCCCGCCCACCUGGGAGAGAAGCUGGGGAUGUACUUCAUCACGGUGUUAGCCGGCCUGUUUGUCCACGGACUCAUCCUGCUACCGCUCUUCUACUUUGUAAUCACACGCAAAAACCCCUUCACCUACAUCAGAGGCCUGCUACAGGCUCUGGUAAUCGCCCUGGCAACCUCCUCCAGUUCUGCCACCCUGCCCAUCACCAUGAAGUGUCUGUUGGAGAACUGUGGAGUGGACAGACAGAUCGCCAGGUUUGUCCUUCCAGUGGGAGCCACCAUCAACAUGGACGGGACAGCCCUCUACGAGGCCGUGGCAGCCAUUUUUAUCGCUCAGGUCAACGAGUACGAACUGGACUUUGGUCAGCUGGUCACCAUCAGUAUCACAGCGACAGCGGCCAGUAUCGGUGCUGCUGGGAUUCCGCAGGCGGGCCUGGUUACCAUGGUGAUCGUCUUGACCUCUGUGGGGCUUCCUCCCGCUGACAUCACACUGAUCGUGGCCAUCGACUGGGUCCUGGAUCGUUUCAGGACCAUGAUCAAUGUGUUGGGAGACGCUCUGGCUGCAGGCAUCAUGUGUCACCUCUGUAAGAAGGACUUUGAGAGGAGGGAGUCAAACGCUAACUCUGCCCGGAGGGACACAGUGAUCUCCUUCGGUGGCCAGAGUGUCCAGAGUUGUGCCCUGUCCGAGGCUCCUCUCAUGGACUAUGCCCAUCGUUGUGACUAUGUCUACGAGGUGGAAGGUGACUUUGUCACAGAGAAAUCUGGCCCCACUUACAACCUGUGUCAGGUUUAG